Molecule: messenger RNA, 1494 nt
Organism: Pedinophyceae sp. YPF-701
Lineage: Eukaryota; Viridiplantae; Chlorophyta; Pedinophyceae
Source: the annotation of a GenBank genome assembly
AUGGGCCGCAAGGGGCGCAACAAGGCCGCGCACCGCGUCCGUCAGCAUGUGGCAGAUAUAGAGCAAGGCGUGAACGCGCCGCUACUUGCGGGCGAGCGAUCGCAGGAGCCGUCGCGGACGGAGCUCUCGGAUGCCUCUCACUCCGGGCGCCGCGAGCGCGUGCGGCCGCCGCGAGCGUCCUCCGUGAAUUUCGGGCCCACAGUCCCCGAGGCGGAGGUCGGCGAGGCGUAUCUGAGCUUCCUCUCGGAGAUGCGCGAGGAACAGGGCGACGGGGAGGAGGUGGGCCGGCUGGCGCAGUGGGCCACGGUCCUGAGCAUCGCCUCCAACAUCAUCCUCCUGUUCGCCAAGGGCUGGGUCUUCUUCUCCACGCUCUCCAUGUCGGUCCUCGCGUCGUUCGCGGAUUCCGUCGUGGACCUCGCGAGCCAGGGCGUCCUGCUCCUGGCCGCGCGGGCGGCCCACCAGCGCGACGCGCGGUUCCCCGUCGGCCGCACGCGGCUGAACACGGUCUCGGUGAUGUUGUGCGCGGGCAUCAUGUCGGUGGCCUUGCUCGAGGUGAUCCAGGAGUCGAUCGAGAAGCUCUGGGUCAACAUCCGCGACCACACGCAGCCCGUGCUCGAGCUCACGGGGUACAUGUACGCCAUCAUGCUGGCGGCCACGGGCGUGAAGCUGUCGGUGUGGAUUGGGUGCAAAAUGGCGCUGCGGCGCGGGAAGAGCAACACGCUGGAGGCGCUGGCGAUCGACGCGCGCGUGGACUUCUUCGCGAACACGUGGGCCAUCGGGAUGGCCGCGGCGGCGUCGCGCAGCCCGGACCAGUGGUGGUUGGACCCCGCGGGGGGUAUAAUGAUCGCGGUGUGGGGCCUGUGGUCGUGGGGGUCGCUGACGAACGAGCAGGUCAACAACCUCGUCGGGAGGGCCGCGUCGGAGGACUUCGUGCAGCGCGUGCGGGAGGUCGUCGACACGCACCACGACCUGGUCAAGCACGACAGCGUGCGCGCCUACCACUUCGGAGAGAGCCUCUUCGUGGAGCUCGAGGUCAUCAUGCCGGCGUCGAUGACGGUCGCGGAGAGCCACGACAUCGCGGUGAUGCUGCAGCACAAGGUGGAGGCGCUGCCGUUCGUGGAGCGGUGCUUCGUGCACGUCGACUACACGUCGCGCGAGGAGGCGGAGCACAAGGUGGACCGCAACUUGGCGGAAGGGCAGCCCGUCAACCAGCCGCACCCGGUCAUCCGCGGCGCGAUCGAAAGCAGCAUGCACCGCUCCGGCAAGCCAGACGGAAGUUCGAUAUCAUCGCUGAGUCAGACAGCCGGGCCGUCGCAGCCAGAGGCGCCGAGCAUGCUGACGGACCCUGACGCGCAGCGCGGGUCGCGCGAGAGCUUCGGCACCGCAUACGGCACGCCGACGUCGCAGCCAGCGAGCACGCGGUCGAACGCCAGCGGCGGCGGGACGUGGCGGACGCCGAUCACGCCGCUCACCGGGCCAGACGACCGGUCCUGA